GAACCAGGCUCCCUCCAGGGAGGCAGGCCAGGUUCUGGGAACCAGGCUCGGUCCAGGGAGGCAGGCUGGGUUCUGGGUAAGGACCCGCCCCUCUCCACCAGGCUCUCAGGCUCCCAGCUGGAGGUGACUUGGUGCCCCAGCUGAUGCCGUCUCCUCCUCCUUAGACUUAUCCCAGCAGACAUCCAGUGGGUGGGUGGCUUUGAAGCCUUUAUCCGUUUUUCUUGCCAGCCUAGGAAUUCUGUCCUGCGAGUCCUUUGGGUACCCACCCACAACUGUCUUUUGGGCCUCCCCACGUGCGGCUGGCGAGUGACAGGUUUAGGGACUUGAGCUGGGCAACAGACGCCCCCUAAUGGAUCCUCUCAACUCCCAGAGGCAGCUGCCUGUGCCCUGCUAGAACUUCAUGGCCACAGGCCCAGGCCCUGCUGGCAUUGCCAUGGGCAGCGUGGGCAGCCUGUUGGAGCGGCAGGACUUCUCCCCUGAAGAGCUCCGAGCGGCCCUCGCCGGAUCCCGGGGCUCCCGCCAGCCUGAUGGGCUCCUCCGGAAGGGAUUAGGCCAGCGUGAGCUCCUCAGCUACCUGCACCUCCCCAAGAAGGACGGCAAGACCACCAAGCGGGCGCCUCGGAACGAGCCUGCUGACUACGCCACGCUGUACUACCGGGAGCACCCACGGGCCGGGGACUUCAGCAAGACCUCGCUGCCGGAGCGGGGGCGCUUUGACAAGUGCCGCAUCCGCCCAUCGGUGUUCAAGCCUGCAGGGGCCCCCGGGAAAGGCUUCCUGUCCAUGCAGAGCCUGGCGGCCCACAAGGGCCAGAAACUGUGGCGCAGCAAUGGUAGUCUGCACACGCUGGCCUGCCACCCGCCCCUGAGCCCCGGGCCCCGCGCCAGCCAGGCCCGCGCGCAGCUGCUGCACGCCCUCAGCCUGGAUGAGGGGCGCCCGGAGCCCGAGCCCAGCCUGUCGGACUCCUCCAGUGGGGGCAGCUUUGGCUGCAGUCCUGGCACUGGGCCCAGCCCCUUCAGCUCCUCCCUGGGGCACAUUAACCACCUGGGGGGUUCCCUGGACCGGGCCCCAAGGAGCCCCAAGGAGGCCGGGCCUCUGGCCCUGCUGAGCUGCCUGCCUGAGCCACCACCGCCCUACGAGCUGUCCUGCCCCACUGCUGAGGAGGUGGUGGCCAUGCUGCCGGAGACCUGCGAGGCGCUCAAGAGGGACCUCGGUGACCCGGAGGGCGCCAGCCCCUUCACACAGGUGCUCGAGGAGCGCCAGCGGCUGUGGCUGUGCGAGCUGAAGCGCUUGUACGUGGAGCGGCUGCACGAGGUGGCGCAGAAGGCCGAGCGCAGCGAGCGCAGCCUGCAGCUGCAGCUGUUCAUGGCCCAGCAGGAGCAGCGGCGCCUGCGCAAGGAGCUGCGCGCUCAGCAGGGCCUGGGGCCCGAGCGGCCCCCGGGGUCCCUGCCGGAGGCCGACCCCAGCACCCGACCGGAGGAAGAAGCCCGAUGGGAGGUGUGCCAGAAGACGGCGGAGAUUAGCCUGUUGAAGCAGCAGCUGCGGGAGGCCCAGGCCGAGCUGGCGCAGAAGCUGGCUGAGAUCUUCAGUCUGAAGACGCAGCUGCGCGGUAGCCGGGCUCAGGCCCAGGCCCAAGACGUGGAGCUGGCCCGGUUGCGCGAGGCCGUGCGCAGCCUGCAGGAGCAGGCCCCUCGGGAGGAUGCCCCCGGUAGCUGCGAGACCGACGACUGCAAGAGCCGGGGACUGCGGGGAGAGGCGGGAGGCGGCGAGGGCGGGGACGGCGCCGAGCAGCUGCGGGCAGAGCUGCUGCAGGAGCGGCUCCGGGGCCAGGAGCAGGCGCUGCGCUUCGAGCAGGAGCGGCGGACUUGGCAGGAGGAGAAGGAGCGGGUGCUGCGCUACCAGCGGGAGAUCCAGGGGGGCUACAUGGACAUGUACCGCCGCAACCAGGCCCUGGAGCAGGAGCUGCGGACGCUGCGGGAGCCCCCCGCGCCCUGGAGUCCUCGGCUGGAGUCCUCCAAGAUCUGAGGCCAGGAGAGCGAGCUGACAGCAGACACUGUCAGGGUGCCCGGAGAGGGCUGGCUCCGUCCUGCCACUGGUGGGGCAGAAGCCAGCCCAGCGACGAGGGUCUGCAGGAGGAGGGCUGGAGAGGGUGCUGGCUGCAGGAGCCAGGGCAAAGCCCUCAGGGCAGAGGACCACCCUGGUGGGGCCGGUGCUGCUCCCUGCGGUGGGCGUGGCCCGGGAAGGAGGGCGGAGAAUGCAGAGCCCCGGGAUGCAGAAGGGCAGGUGAGGUUGGGAAGCCCCUGACCCGGGCUGAGGCCUUACUCGGUGGAAGGAGGCUCAGACCAGAGCACUGGCCUCCUGCAGAAUAAAAGUGCGUUUUCUAUGAGGA
Messenger RNA from Chinchilla lanigera (long-tailed chinchilla), 2387 nucleotides. It is a transcript of the gene N4bp3, whose product is annotated as NEDD4 binding protein 3. Gene Ontology annotation, cellular component: cytoplasmic vesicle. The transcript has 4 exons. Bases 401 to 2023 code for a protein of 540 amino acids. Lineage: Eukaryota; Metazoa; Chordata; Mammalia; Rodentia; Chinchillidae. The record is from RefSeq and is a predicted model, not a curated record.